AUGAAUGAGACCCAAGGGCCACUAGAUACGUUACCUGAGCAAAACUAUCCACCUUUGAUUACUCGUAGCAAUUACUGGGGGACAAAAGAACUGAUCAACCAAGUCAUCAGUGAAGAUCAAGAAUAUGUAAGUUGGAAGCUCAAAGAUGUACGAACGGGGGGAACAAUGGUUGCAUACGUGAAUGAAUUCAGAAGCAAGAAUUUCCAUGGGACUGGUGGUCUUUCAGGAAGCUCGAAAAGGACAAACAAUAAUGCUGGAAGGAUAAAAAAGGCAUCGCAUGUUAAUUCUAUACCUAAGAACCUCCAGUUUCCUCGAGAGAUACAUGACGAACAGAUUGCUAGCUUACCACAGCCCAAAGAAUUGGAACAAUCUGAGCAACUGAAUCUACUCUUAACAAAUUUGGACGAAGAACAAAUGAACAGGUUUGAAGUGUUUCGGAGAACAUCUCUGGCCAAAAACAAUAUCAAGAAAAUUUCAAGCAUUGUCACCAAUCAAACAGUAGCUGCAAAUAUCAACCUACUGCUAGCCGGUGUGGGCAAAAUCUUUGUGGGCGAAAUAGUGGAAAAGGCUCAAGAGGUCAAAAAGCGAAGUUUAGUGAUACUUAUGGCCUCAGUAUUCAGGAAUAAAAAACUUGCAGCGCACAAGCUGAAAAAGACCUUCAAGAAGCUCACAUUGAUGGUGGAGACUUCUGAAAUGUCCCUGGAUGAUAGUGUCGAUGAAAACGAGACGGAUGACUACGAGGACGAAAGUGACGAGAAGCUUACGAAGGAGACCAACACAUUCAAUGAGAUUAUAAGGUCACAAGUCAAUUCCGAGGAGAAUAGAGUUACGCUCAUCAAAUAUUACAACAGAUUGGUGCGCUCUUUCAACAGUUUGGACGUGAGUGUUGAGAAAUAUACAAAUAGUCCAAUAUUACCGGAGCAUAUACGGGAAGCAUGGAGGCUGUAUCGAGCGGAGAACGACACAGUGCCACAGGCUACUUGGCGAACGCAGGGUGAAGGAAAUGGGUGGUUUUUUAGGUGA
This is a messenger RNA of Lachancea lanzarotensis, 1023 nucleotides long. RefSeq names its product LALA0S02e00298g1_1 (gene TAF11). NCBI's taxonomy places the organism in Eukaryota, Fungi, Ascomycota, Saccharomycetes, Saccharomycetales, Saccharomycetaceae. Bases 1 to 1023 code for a protein of 340 amino acids. The transcript has a single exon. Gene Ontology annotation, molecular function: protein heterodimerization activity; transcription coactivator activity. The record is from RefSeq and is a predicted model, not a curated record. Gene Ontology annotation, biological process: transcription initiation at RNA polymerase II promoter; RNA polymerase II preinitiation complex assembly. Gene Ontology annotation, cellular component: transcription factor TFIID complex; nucleus.